AGAGCCCGCUUCAUAUCGAGGUAAUCUGGCUGUGGUUGACGUGAAGCGAGAAGCAUCAGCGCCAUACUAGAGAACCAAACAUGAAAGUCUUACUAGUCUUAGCUUUUGUGGGCUUGGCCUUUGUGGCAGCCGAGGAUAAGCGUUUAACAUGCACGGCUUUCUCGGACAGCCUGAUAGAGAAGAUGAACGAUCAGAUCAACCUGGAGUUACACGCCAGCUACCUGUACCACGGUUACGCCCGGUACUUUGGCCGUGAUGAUGUGGCUCUUAGCGGAUUUGCGGACUUCUUCAAGCACGCCUCAUCUGAGGAGAAGGAUCACGCGGACAAACUGAUGGAGUAUAUGAACACCCGCGGCUGCCGAUUCCUGCUCAAGGACAUCACCUACAAGGACGUCUGUGACAAGAUCAACGAGAAGAAACCAGCAGAACUCUCCAGCGCAUGCAUUUGUGAAUUUACCGCUGCUGCCACAGGAGGUGACCCGUCUUCCUGCUCCGCCAAUCGUCCCGAAUGGUUCAAUGGCAAACAGGCCAUGGAGAACGCCCUGACCAUUGAGCACCAUGUGAACGAUGAGCUGUUGAAACUUCACAGAUCUACCAACGAUCCUCAUUUCGAAAAAUUCUUGGAGGACAACUACCUGGACGAACAGGUGCACGCCAUCAAGGAGCUGUCUGAUUACAUCACUAUCCUGAAGAGAACUGGAGACGGUCUGGGUGAAUACUUGUUCGACAAGGAUCUGGACUCCAAGUACUAGAGAGUUCCACUUCCGCCCUCGUCCUGGAAACAUCAUGGCUAACACGCAGAGAGCGUUACGCAACACAGAACGUACAUUUCAUUUCCAUCUCCUAGCAUCCAGUGUCCUCUCACUGUGAAGGCAACAUGUGAAAGUAUCUGCAGAUCUGUACCAUGUACAACAUUUCUGUUAAGAAGAUAAUAAACAAAAGCUAAGGAAAACAUU
Molecule: messenger RNA, 956 nt
Organism: Liolophura sinensis
Lineage: Eukaryota; Metazoa; Mollusca; Polyplacophora; Chitonida; Chitonidae
Product: soma ferritin
Exons: 7
Coding region: 81-752 (223 amino acids)
Biological process (GO): intracellular iron ion homeostasis; iron ion transport
Cellular component (GO): cytoplasm
Molecular function (GO): ferrous iron binding; ferric iron binding
Source: RefSeq, a predicted model, not a curated record